CACAGUUAACUGAGGAAGGAGAAAGGAUAGUAGCGGAAGUAACUUCUGGUUCUGAGGGUUAUAUUACAUCUUCUACCGCAGCUGUGAUUGGAAAAAAAUUCGAACAAUCAGAUAGUGGAAUAGAGUCGAAAAGUUUCUUAAAAGAAGAAGCCGGCGAGGAAGGAAUGAAAGUGCAAAAAUUAUUAGAGGACGAUGAAACGAUGAAAAGUAAAGAGGGUUCUGCCAUUAUUCAAGGAAAUACUGAUUCCGGUUCUAUUAACCAAACUCAAGAGGCUCAAAUUCAAGUUUCUCCAUCUAGUUCUUGA
Funneliformis geosporum is the source of this 305-nucleotide messenger RNA. NCBI's taxonomy places the organism in Eukaryota, Fungi, Glomeromycota, Glomeromycetes, Glomerales, Glomeraceae. The record is from the annotation of a GenBank genome assembly.